This is a messenger RNA of Lethenteron reissneri (Far Eastern brook lamprey), 11435 nucleotides long. RefSeq names its product kazrin, periplakin interacting protein (gene KAZN). Gene Ontology annotation, molecular function: protein binding. Lineage: Eukaryota; Metazoa; Chordata; Hyperoartia; Petromyzontiformes; Petromyzontidae. The record is from RefSeq and is a predicted model, not a curated record.
AUGCGGGGACAGCGGCGCGGGGACAACACGGACUUGGUCCCGCGUCACGGACCCCGCCGACCUCGACUCGGUCCCCUUGCUACGGAGCCCAAGACCAGGACCCGGGACUUUCGCUCCGGAUCCCGAGACCUGGUCCCGCAUCACGGACCCCGGACCUGGUCCCCGCCCCCCCCCCCCUCGUCCCCUCGCCACGGACCCCAGGAUUCAACGUGGUCAUCAUUGACUCUCACGUCUGAGAUCUCGGACCCCGGACUCGGAGGCCCUGGGCCCUGGGCCCGGGACUUGGUCGUAGGUGUCUUGCCCAAGACGCGGUCCUGCUUCUGAUCGCUGCCUGCUUAUCGGCCCGUGUCGUGGACUUGGGACGUCUCCCUGCGGGUUUCCCACGGCGACUCCGCUGCUCGCUGUUCGCUCGUUCCCCGGAGUCGUGGUCGAGACCGCCCGCCCGCCCCGGACUCCGUCUCGGACCCCUCGGCCUCGGUCCCCGUCCCGUCCCCAUGCGCGGGCCCCGCCAUGUCCGCGCAGUACUCGGGGCUACAGGCGCUGCCCGGGGGGGACCUCGGGGACGGAGCGCGGCUGCGGGGUGCGGCCUCCUCGGCCUCGGUGUCGCGCCGGGAAGUGCGGGACGGAGGCGGCGGCGGCGGAGACAGGGGACAGAUGUGCGACAGGGGCCCCCUCGCCAGGGAAGUGUACCUUCAAAAGGAGGUGGAGCGUUUGCGAGUGGAGAUCGCCAGGAGUGAGGAGGUCAACCGGUUGCUGCUUGCCGAGCUCGAGGACUGUCGAGGAGUGGUCCCGCCGUGCGAGCAGCACCCCCCGCCGCGAGGGGGGGGCUCCCCCGUGGAGCCUGUGGCGCUCGCGCUGCCCGGCACGCAGCUCGUGGUGCAGCUCACGCAGAAGGAGAACGAACUCGCGCGGGCCAAGGAGGCGCUGCAAGCCAUGAAGGCCGACCGGCGGAGGCUGCGUGAGGAGAAGGGCGACUUGGUGAGCCAGAUGAAGCAGCUGUACAGCACUCUGGACGAGAAGGAGGACCAACUGCGCACUUUCAUUCGCAACUAUGAGCUACACCGCAAGGAGAAUGAGGAAGCCACUCGGGCCUUGGUUGUGGAGCGGGAGAGCUCGGAUCGUGAGAAGUGGGAGAUCUUGAGGCGCGUCCGGGAGGCCACGGACCGCUCGCUCGCGCUGCGCACGCAACUCGACGCGCGGGACAACCGCAUCAAAGAGCUGGAAGCGGAGCUCACGAUGUUUCUUCACAACGGAAGCAGAGCCUCCGCUACCAAUGCCAGGCAGUCCCUGGUGGCCGCGAGCAGGGACUCGUCCAAGCGGCAGUCCCUCGUGACGUCGUCCGACUCGGGGGACUCCCCGGAGUGGCCCCUGCCACACGAGACGGUCACGGCGGCGAUCCGUAAGAGCCUGCAGAACAGUACGCAGCACGUGGCCGCGGCGGCCCAGCCGGGACACUACCCCCAGCACCCGGCUACCACCGCACAGGGCGCUGCCUCCACCAUGGACAGGAAAGGCAUGGUCAGCGUGGGGCAUUCGCGCCGUUCGUCGCUUGUGUCGGAGAUUACGACGUCGUCCGACGGCGUGCGCCCGGUGACGGCCAGCGACCACAGCUCCCCGGCGCGCCUCCCGCACUCGCUGGCGAAUUCUCUGGAGGAGCUCAAUGGACUGGGGCCAGGCCGGGAUAAGGAGAAGAAACGUCUGAGCACAUUCUCCAUGAUUCUGGGCAAAGGACGCAGCCGCAAGUCGGAGCCCUAUCACCACGAAGUGUUGACCCCGCAGUCGAGUCCAGCUCACGGGCUGCUUCCUCUGGCGCACCCCGAGGCCGUUCUCCCCCCGUGCACCGGGACACUCCCCGGAGCGCUGGGGGGGGCAUCCGCUGGAGAUCCCGUGACUAAGCUGCAGCUGGCCGAGGCUGCCCGGGUGACAGCCAUGUCUCGCUGGAAGUCGGACACCAUCCUGGCAUGGCUGGAGCUCAACAUGUCCAUGCCUAUGUACGGAAAACACUGCCGGGAGAACAUAAAGAGCGGCAAGGUUCUGCUGGGGCUGUCCGAUGAGGAGCUGGAGAAGGCACUGGGGGUCGCUAAUCCUCUGCACAAGCGCAAGUUGCGUCUCGCCAUCGAAGACUAUCGGCAGGCGGAGCAGGAUAGCAGCCGGUGCUGUCUGUCGCGAGCGUCCGAGUUGGACCACCACUGGGUGGCCAAGACGUGGCUGCGGGACGUGGGGCUGCCCCAGUACGCGCAGGUCUUCCACUCCCAGCUGGUCGAUGGUCGUGUGCUGGGAUCGUUGGGCCGCAAGGAGCUGGAAAAGCUGCUGGGAGUCACAUCUAAGUUCCAUCAGACGAGCAUUCUGCACGCGAUCGAGCUUCUGCGAAGCGUGGCCUUCGAUCGCGAGGAGCUGAGUCGGCGCCGCCAGCUGUGUGAGGUGCGGGAUGUGGACACGGUGGUGUGGACAAACCAGCGGGUCAUGCAGUGGGUCCGCAAUGUCGACCUGAAGCAGGAGUUUUCUGAGCACCUGGUGAGCAGCGGUGUCCACGGGGCGCUGCUCGUGCUGGAGGGCAGCUUCACGGCCGAGGGCUUGGCGGCCAUGCUGAAAAUUCCGCAUAACAACGCCUUCCUGAGGCGACACCUGGCCUCCGAACUCGCUGUCAUAGUCGACCCCAGCAGUAAGCUUCCUAAACCCACCUUUAGGAUGCUUCCCUGGGGCUCAGCAUUAGCCAGAAGUACGACCAGGAGACGGGCGUGUGAUGCUGGAGCACACCACUCCGCCAGAGACACGACUGAGGGAGAGGACUCUUCACGUGAAGCACGUUGCCCUCCAGCUACCGGGCGCUGCAGUGGAAGGCUCCAAUCAGAGUUCCUCAUACUGAAUGGACACACAUGACACUGUUGGCCAAGGUGGACGUGCUGGGGUUAGUGGAGGCUGCAUACGAGAAGCAAGAAUGUAGGCUUGUGAGACUUCAAGGUGUCCGUUGGUAAUAGGACUGCAACACUCAAGCAAAUUGCAAACACAAGCCAAUUGGACAAGUCGAGGCCCGGCAGUGUUGGUGACCGGUCAGCUCAGGCCUUGCAUGCACUGGCUCCUCUACAGAGUUCACUGACCAACGCCUGUGUGCAUAUUCGUAUUACUGUACGUGACUAAGCAGUGGUCAAAAUGUAAACGUAGAAGCGCUGGUAUAAAACCUCUUAAUCACUCAGCCCAUGUUUACUCCAUUUUCCCCUCUGUGGAAACAGCGUAAUAUUGGAAUUGGGACCGUUCUGAGAAGUGUCGGUGAACGUGUUUUAGUGUUCUGAGCGGUGCCCGCGUGGCGUUCCGUCGCAUACCGGCUCGUAUCCAAAACUGUGAUUAAGUACAAACACGUGGUGAGUAAAACUGGCUCUGUUUCUUUCACCGCCGAGAGGAACGUUGUGAUUCUUUAAGAAGGCCACUUAUCUGCAACACUUAGAUUUUAUUCGUACUAUAUUUGUUAUUUUAAUUUGACCAGUAUGUGAUCAUAGAAGCGGCAGCAAUGUCACGUACAGGAAGAGAAGACGAGAGAACGUAAAUGUCACAUUUUUCAGUUCCUCUCAGAGAAACUGUUUCUGUUUUUAAUCAAACUUACAAUGCCCCGUUUUUAAUGACCUGUUUUUAAUCACGUUACAAACUUACAUACCCCAACAACGUUGAUUAUUACGAUUCUGUCUGGGUUACCUGGAACUCCAUUUUACGUGGAUACAUUAAAAUCUAUCAUCGUGGAGAAUAUAACGAACACAUUAAAGAGCAGACAAUACACACUUUUCCCAUAUCUGCCCCUUCACAGGAUUAUUUUUUUUGACACAUCCCAUCAGCCACACGGCUUUCUGGAAGUGCACAAUUUCUGUAGCAUGGUUCAGCACAAGCAAACUGGACCAAUAUUGACAUUGUCUCAUCAACAGAGCCACUUGGGCGACGCUGGUGGACUGCCGCAUGUUUGUCGGGAAGCUCCCUCGGUUACAAGUGGGUCCUGGCUGUAUCGUCUGCUUGUUUAUUUGCAGAAACACUCCCGGUGUCACCUGAUCUACAGUAUAUAAUCAAAAUACAGCAACAGUUAUGUCUUUAUUUUUAUAAAUAUACAUAUUUUAGGUUUAGCACAGAUAAUUACAAUUAGUGGAUAGAACUGCUACAUAAAAGUAGUUCAUACUUGGUCAAAAGUGAAUGUUAUAUGCACAUAAAAGUUCAGGUGUCAUCAUGGUCUUCGGCUUUGGCCAUGAUGACAUCUUCAUCCUGCGCAAUGGAGGGGGGAAGGGUUGAAGCCUCCGUGUUCAAAUUAUUUUUCUAAAUUGAAAACUCAAUUUCUGUAGAACUGCUUGUUGUGUUUAGUUUGUUGUCUUUCCCCCGCACCUCCGAUGAGCACGGUUGGCUAAGUACGGUGUGAAAGAAGUUCAAAAACAACAACAACAUGCAUGAAUCUUGCACAAUGAUGGGUGCAAGGUUUGAGGCCUUCGUGUUCAAGGAGGGUGGCAGGAUUAUUUUGGUAAAGUCCCAACCAUGCUUGACAUCCAUUGGCAGCUUGUAUGAAUAAUGAUCGUGUGGUAAUGAAUGACUUCGUCUCCACUGGUAUGUCGCUAAAUAAAUCUGGCUUAGCGUUGUCAGUGCUCAUGUCCGAUGUGGCGAGACGUGCACUGUGCUGGCCUGAGUCGGAGUUGUUGGCUCCAAUGUCAGAACUCAUAGGCACGGCUGGUUCCUCCACAUGCAGGGCAUCAGAUUUACCUUAUGUUUACAUUGUGUUAAUACCACUAAUCUGUUUACCUCAUGUAAAUCCCCUUUCAGAAUGUGUAAUAGUUCCACUCUACCCACUGCUCAUUACCAGAUUUUGACGCAGUUUUUAUAGCACGCCGCGCGACCUGGUUGAAACCACUGUGCACGGAAUAAGGUGAUCACAUUGUGUGGUUUGGACAGGUUACAGUUUUAUUUUUCACGUGUAACACAAUGGGGCUUUGAUUAAAGACACUAGUUUUGCCUAAUACUCUGAUUCAAGUAUUAGCUAUUUUAUUCAAAAACUCUUUUCAUGAUAUUUUUAAUAAAUUAAAAACUCAACUGUUAUCUACUGAACCGUCAUCCUCAAUAUUCAUGAUUAACCAGCCAAGUGACCGGUAGGGCAAGUGGCUGCCAUUCGGAAGGUUGGAAGUUCAAAUCCUGUUCGGGGGUUGACUCAGACCAUCAUCCCUCAGAGUCAUUAAAAUGAGUACAACUUUGUGGGGAAGAUUGACAGUGGUUGUUUAAUGGAUAGACUCACCCCUGCCAUAGGAAUGUCGAAUUUCCACCGCUGGCUUAGGGCAGAAAAUGGGAUAAGCAUCGCCUCAACGCUCAUUUGGCCACGAAAUGGCUGACUUUGCCUGGUUCAAGUGGCUGAUUAACUUGUCAAAUGCGAUGCACAGAAGCCAGGCGACACCACUCAAGUGGUGCAGGUGACGUUCCUCAUGUCCCCUUCCCAGGAAUAUUUCCCAGACGUGAAGCGAGAAAGCUCGGGUGGCCCUCGCCACACUGCCACGUGGAAACAUCGCUCCAGUGUUGAGAUUCGCAGUGAAAUGUGGACACACUGCUGUGUCUGAACAGGCAGCACGCUUUGCGGAUAACAGGGAACCUAUGGCCCCUCCUGGCACUCUUUCAAAUAUAUUCAAAGAUAUUCAGGAUUCCACUGACAUUCUAUCUGCAAGGUCAUGCCAUGUGAAUACAGCAUGAGUAUACAGUUUGUGUCGUGGCCAACAACAAAUAGCACUAACAAAGGUGACAUAAAUAUGCUAACUUAUUUAUUCCAUUCAGGAACAUUAUUUUAAGAGCUUCGGAAAAAAUCUGAUGGGAGGGAAUUCCAUCGUGGAGCAAUGCGAGGAAAGAAGUAAAGGAGAAGUGGUGUGACCUCGUCGCGAGUCGUGGAAACAGUCGCGACAGGAGCGUGAUGAGGGGACGCCGGACCGCCAGUGAGUGAGUGACUACAGUUAAUUAGUGGCUGCUGGAUCAUCAGUCAACCUGACUGCUUUGCUCUGAAUUCAAUCAAGUAUAGUGAAGUGGGAACUGGACGUCCCACCCUAGAUAUCGCAACAGCAUUCCAACUUUAGCCGAAUCUCUGAAUUCUGUCGUCGUAUUCAUUGUUUGGAGAGAAAGAGGCUUUCAUAGGGAAAAAACCGAAGCUACGUCAAUGCCUCCUCAGCUGAAUUAUUAAUACAGCCAUUCCAUGGCAGGUCAGAUGAGAAUAUAGCUGUGGCCAGACAUGCAACGAUGUCUCAAUUGAUGCCACGACCUCCUAGCUCUCGACGUGUUCUCCGGUCAAUAAGAAGAUUGCCCUCACCACCUUUGAGGUUCUCCAUGGACUGGCCCCCACCUACCUUUCCCUUCUCACUCUGCCCCGCACACCGAGGCCUUCCUUCGGUCAGCAAUCAGAGUCGGCCUCCACUGAGUGGCAGGACACUCUUCCACAGUCGCCCUGCCUGGAAUGCCCCGUUGCUCGCCAUGCACGCUCUCGAGGCCCUUCUGCCUCCGACUAUUUUCUAUUAAUGCGCCUCCUUCUCAUUAUCUCACUCGAUAAAUAAAAUAACAAGUAUUCUUUUACACAACCAAUCAUCUGCACAGCCUUCUUGGAGAGAUGUAAACUUUUUAAAUACGUUUUGGCGAGUCAUAUGUAGGUAUGUUUAACUUCUUUUGCACCGUAAUUAGCCAACCGUGCUAAUCUGCUUAUGUAUUUUAUUACUUAUAUUCUCCAUAACGAUACGAAUUGUUUUCAUCUGCACCAUUACAAUACAUCGUUCCCCGAUCUGCCCAGAAACCCUGACCAUCUAGCACCCCCAUAAGUCCUGCCACACAAAUCCCGUCCAUGUGCGUGGCCCCCGUGUACUGCGUGUUGGGAUGUAGUUCCAUUUAGACACUUUAUAAGUCCACAUGGCUUUAGUAAUUUGUACCCAUUAAUCAAAAGUGGCAUAUGCAGUAGGGCAGUGGUAAUACAGACAUGGAUGAAGUUAAUUCCCAAUCUGGGUACAACCGUAGCUCUGGUGUUGUGUGUAUCUGUGGAGUAAAACUAGACAAUUGACAGGGGGCUUCUUAUGAGUAGUCAUUUGAAAUUGUCAUUGGAAAUGUGCAUACAGUUUAGGUUAGUUUAUAAAGAUGGAAUUCCUGCCCAUCUUAUAUUUUUCCAAACACGUAGAACCCUGUUCAAUCAAGUAAUCGAGUAAUUUUUAACUCUGUUACAGCUUUGAUGGUGUUGCUUGUUGCUGGCCGCUUAUUGUGGGCCUGUGAGCCUGCGCUGGACAGUUGUGUGAAGAACCCGCCCUUGUACUCUUUUGUAAAUUGGCACAAUGUUGUUAAACCGGAGGUUUAAGUGAAAAAUACCAAAUGUGAGUUGGCACGCAUCUUGUGCCUCCGAGCCCAAACCAUUCCCUUCCCCAAUCAAUCUUCUCCAAUUCGCUGCUUAAAAGUUACACUUUAAAUUUCAUACGAAAUAAUGGAAAUUGUCGAUAUAGUAAUUUUAUUAUAAUAAUCAAACCUGUCCAUUUUAACCCAACUUUUCUCCAUCCAGGAUGUCCUUGUAAGGCUGCGUUCAACAUGUCCAUUACACAGUCAAGUUACUCAUUUAAGAUGACAACGCAUUAUAUUUUAAAUAAACUAAUAUUUUGGAUGCUAGACAAACAUCUGUUCCAUUUUCGAUGGGGUACAGUGAAAUAAAGCCACAUGUACCAAGAGUGGUGCAAUGAAUGCUCACUUCAGAGGCCUACAUCGUAAUAACCAUGACAAUCUAUGUCAGUCCACGGUGUUGACUGACGCAUACAUAGCGAACACAAAAUAACAAGUGUAGAAACAUUUUAAAUCAAGAAUGUAUAUAUCCAUAAUGGAGGUUUUUUGGGUUAGAUCCCGUAAAUAUAUAAAUGUGUCGUUAAAACCCGCCACCACCCGACACAGCCAACUAGUAAAGGUUGUCACGUCAACAGAACGUGCCAAUUCUUCACAAGUACAGCACUAACCGGUGUGUUGGAGAGCCAAGCCACAACAUUUACAAUCUGAGUACGACGUUUCGUCAGUAACUACAACUAGCUUCAUCAGGUGACAGCCAGAUUUGUGGAGAAGUCUAACUGUUUCAUUCCUUAUCUAGAGGCGUUGAUGUGUUGACGACCCUUCUGCGCUCUUGCACAAUGUGGGGGAGAGAUUAAUGAGGCAACGUGUAUUAUGCAUGUGCAUUACGCGAGCCAUUUGAUCUUUCCUUCCUGUCUAUUGUGUGUAUUAAAAUAGCCGUACCAACGGUAAUCCCUAGUGAAGUAUGUUGCCCUUCAUCGGCAUGCAUUUAAAUAAUGUUUUAUUUGAUGAUUCGCUUCCACGCAGCACUAAGGCGGUAGCUAUCCGAACGGGUGGUGGCAGGUUUAACGACACAUUUCUAUAUUUACGCGAUCUAACCCCAAAACAACUCUUAUGAAUGAUAUUGGUUGCGAAAGCCUACGUCUUAAAAUAAUGUAUACAGUUUGAAUUUACACAAUUAAAAUCACGCAGUCAAACAUACAUUCAAUAUUGACACGUGGUGCUCACCCCUGGUUAUGUAGAAUGUCCUCGAGCUGUCAUCAGUACCCAGAAAUGCUCUUUCUAAAUGUCUGCGUCUCAUGGAUUCGCUAAUUGCGCCAUUCACUGAUUGGCCUUCACCAAGUGGCGCAGUCGCACUGGCGUCAGGGACUGCGAUAGGAAUGAGUUCCCUGUGACAGGCAGCAAUGGAACGACGGGGAGCAGUUCGCUGCAGAACGUCAACACAACAUCACUUAGCGUCAUUGUGGAGCAUUUAAGAACCACUAUGAAUAAUAGCUGUCCCUCCACAUGAAAAUUAAAGUACGUUUUACACAUCCCAUCAGCCAUACAACCUUCUGGAAGUGAAUCAUUUCAACAGCUUUGAUUCAACAAUGCUACUGAAACACUGAAUGUUGAAACUGGUCCAAACUUUGCAUGUGAAUCAGUAGUCCUGAAAUUAUGCACUCCCAGAAUGCUGUGUGGCUGAUGAGAUGUGGAGGGAUGGAUAUGGGAAGGAGCGUCGUGUCUGCUUCUUGUUACUUUUCAACAGAGACGCGUGUAGGACAGGAACAUCGUGAGCCAAAUGUCCAAUGGGCUGAAGUGGCUGCUUCGGCAAGCAACUCCGACAACAAUUUGCGGGCAAUCUUGUUGUUCCCCACGUAUCCCUACGGGGACUUAUGCUGUGACAGCUUCUGGCAGGUUUCUUUAGCUAUGAACAUGGAGAAUAAUUCACUUUCUAGAUAUUUUAGGCUUCUGAAAGUCCCUGAGUGUUGGGUGACUUACUGAAUGUAUCAUAAGCCAGGGGGGAGUGUGUAAAGCAGUACUUUCAAUUAAAUGCAUUUAACUAUUUAGUUUUAAAAGUGAACGGAGAGAAGAGUAUUUAUCUGCAUAUGUUGUAUGUGCAGCAAUGGGUGCAACUUUUACAUACCGAGAAGACAAUAUGGACAGCUUGAGCACUCACUCGUGCGUGGUGUCUUCUGCUGUCCCAGGUUGGCGACUGAUUGCACUAAAUGUCGGCUAGUAGGAGACGCUCGCACUGGGGGAAGUUGUUCCGUGGGCUCAUAAAUAACAGCAACAGCGGCACUUGUUGCAGGCAAAACAAACCCGCUGUGUAUAACGUCAGUGCUUAAUUUGUACAUAUGUAAUUUUUGCAAAGUAUACAAUAUAAUAGUUUUGUGAUGAAAUAUUAAGAGGAACUCUUACUGCCACGCAAACACACGUUGCUCCCUGUAGGCAUUUUACUUUACAAUUUGUUUACACAUAUGGGUGCAGUCUUGUUUAAAAUAACCACAACAUUCUACAAGGAGCUGGAUCCAUACCUGAAGACGAGGCGUAUUGUGCAUACUACGACUCAAAAGCCCGUGUGGAUUUAAUAUGAAUAUAAGUAUGGUAAACGAACUGUAAUUAGUCAAAGUUACAACCCUCCCAAUACUUGUUUUGCUUAGUUUGAAACUUCCAUGUAAAUGAAAUAGUGUUCUGCUCUACGCUUUCUUAAUUCCAUUAACAGAUAGCAGAUAUAACAUUACACAUCCCGUGAACUCCACGGCCUUCUGUGAGUGAAUAAAUUCAGCAACAUUGGUUCAAUCCAGGCAAACUGGAACGAUUCCAAAAUUUAUUGUCCCAUCCGAAGAGUCGGUUUGUUUAAAUCAGUGGUGGUGAAGCCCCAGAGGUUUGUCGGCAUGGAACCACUCUGAGAUAUGGGUCCUCGCUUGACACAAAACCAUAUAAUACUUAACACUAAGUCGUAUAAUUGUGGAGAAUAUAAACAUAAUAAAUAAUCAGACAAGAUGCCGAUUUCACAUAUUGGUCCUUCCACGUAAAACAAUAAUAAAAGUUUAUUUUACACAACACAUCAGUGCGAAGGAGGCGAAUGGUCUCCUUAUUUAUUUAUUUUGUUACUGAUAUUCUCCAUAGCGAUGCGAAUUAUUAUCUUGUUUUUAAUUAUCGUGUUUAAUUAUCUUGUGUUUAAUUAUCUUGUGUUUAAUUGUCUUUCUGACAUCGGUGGGUGCCGACCUAUGGUCUGCACACCGCUAUGGCUCACGAGGCCCUGGGAAGUGGUUUGCCAAACUGUUGUAGUUUUUUUUCCACAAAACAGGACAUUUGCUUUACUGUAUGGUAGUUUGAAGAAAAGAAUGUGAUUGUUGACGCUUAUCUACCGGUCCAGAGACGUCUGUAACCACUGAUGUGGAUGGUGAAAUGACAUCACUCUCACAGCGACGUUCUGUGUUCUAGCCCAGUGUGUCGCUCUGUCCAGGCUGCCUCGUACAAACUCCACGGGUAUUGGUGAUCCAUUUGUGAUCAAGGAGAUCAUUUUCUUGGGCUGUGUCUUAGAAAGAAUGAGAACCACUCAAGAGGUGUGCUGGGAUUACUAUUGAUGAAUAAACAUCGAGCAGCAUUCUCUGUAAUGUGCACACAUUCCAUGGUGCUGCUCUGUUCUCAUCAUGAGCGGUACUUGUGAGCAAGCAUCCAUGCACCGUUGUCUCUAUGCAGGAAGAGCCUUGCUUGGAGGCGGUAGCAGGCACAACAUGCACAUGCUGCGUCAGGCUUGUGCACCUACAUUGAAACGCAUAACGGCGAGGCUGUUGGCAAGAUGUAGCCACAAUCUAUCCACUGCUGGAUGAACGCCUCGUAAUGUCUUCACCGUCAUUCAUGGUCUUGCAAUGCCGUAACCAGCUCGCUCCAGCGCGCGAGCUCACGUCAUCGCUCCAUCUCUGCAGUAGUUGGACUCUCGGCUUUGUUUCCUCCUUUAUCUGACAUUCAUCACCACUCUUGUCCAUCAGGUAUUAUAUCUCGCCUCUUGAUGUGUCCUGCCUUAGCACACUUUGUAUCUUCUUGGUUCUUUCGGUAAAGUCACGUAGAAGGGAAGUAAUAAAAUAAUAAAAAGAAAACAUAAUUUUUUAAAAUAAUUAUUUUAUUAUGUUUUAUUAUUUUAAAAUAAUUAUUUU